AUGGCGUAUCCAAAAGAUUUAAUAAAAUUUAAUCUUACACAUAUGAACACGUUCUCCCUAUCAGAAUCAAAAUUGAAGGAUGCCGCAAUGUCAGACGGAUGGAGGGUUUGGAAAUGGAAAAAGAAAUUCUGGAAGUUAUUUGACAAGCCGGAGGCAUCAGAGCCGAGUAUUCAUAAAUAUAAAAAUGAACUAGAUAAAAAUGGACUGACCGGUUUGAAAGAUCUUUUAAGUAAAGACGUAGAAAGCUGGAAAAGUACCAUGGUACACAUAGCCGUCACAGGGCAGUCCGGAACAGGAAAGUCAUCUUUUAUUAAUUCAAUUAGAGGCUUGAAACCUGGAAAUAAGGGUGCUGCUCUAGUUGGUGCUAACGAAACCACAUUCACAUGCAAUCGAUACGAACACCCAGCAAAUAAAAGUUUUGUUGUUUGGGACCUUCCUGGAGUAGGAACACCAAAUUUCCCAAAAGAAAAAUAUCUGGAUAUGGUCCGUAUUAAUCGAUACGAUUUUUUCAUCAUUAUAAGCAAAGACAGAUUUACAGAACUUGACUUGUGGCUUGCACAGAAAAUACGUGAACAAAAAAAAUCGUGUUUCUUUGUUCGAUCAAAUAUUGAUGUCACUAUCGAAAAUAAUGCUCGGGAUUUUAGUAAAACGCAUAAUGAAAAAGAUCUUCUGGAAAAAAUUCGAGAAAACAUAUCAAAUGAGUUUCAAAGAAAAGGGAUAAGCGAUCAAAAAAUUUUCCUUAUUAGUAACCGUGCAUUGAAUAAAUAUGACUUUGGGAACCUCAACAACGAAUUACUGUCAUUAUCAGAUGGUUUGCAGAAAGAAACCUUGGCAUUGUCAUUAUCUGCAGUUACCAGAGAAGUAAUGGAAGAAAAGGAAAAGGUACUCACAGGUAGAAUGCCUAAAAUUGCUUUAUCGAUUGCAUCAGCGUCAACAAAAUCUGAACAGAAAGAGUUAUUUAAAAAGGAAAUAAACUUUUACAGGAAACAAUUUAAUAUCGAUGAAGAAACACUUUCUGAAAAUAGGGAAAUUUUGUUUCUCACUGAUGAUCACUUGGAAAGUUUCAAAGUUGUGUUUGAUGAGCACAAGCAAAAGAGCAGAAGGACGAUGAAAACACCGACAGCCUCAAUGAGUGAAAUGCCUACAUUAGUACGCAUUAUUGAUUCAUUCAUUUGGUCUAAAGAGAACACAAUGCUGUAUAUAUUUUCCGAAACGGCUUUAAAAAUGAAUCUUGAGUCGCUUUACAAUACGGCAAAAACAUUCUACGAUGCAGCAAAAUUCAAUUAUUUGGUCAAAAAGACUUCAACGUAA
Ruditapes philippinarum (Manila clam) is the source of this 1311-nucleotide messenger RNA. Its product is annotated as T-cell-specific guanine nucleotide triphosphate-binding protein 2-like. The record is from RefSeq and is a predicted model, not a curated record. Bases 1 to 1311 code for a protein of 436 amino acids. NCBI's taxonomy places the organism in Eukaryota, Metazoa, Mollusca, Bivalvia, Venerida, Veneridae. The transcript is spliced from 3 exons. Gene Ontology annotation, cellular component: membrane. Gene Ontology annotation, molecular function: GTPase activity; GTP binding.